Molecule: messenger RNA, 2094 nt
Organism: Ophidiomyces ophidiicola
Lineage: Eukaryota; Fungi; Ascomycota; Eurotiomycetes; Onygenales; Onygenaceae
Exons: 3
Coding region: 1-2094 (697 amino acids)
Biological process (GO): translesion synthesis
Molecular function (GO): DNA-directed DNA polymerase activity; damaged DNA binding
Source: RefSeq, a predicted model, not a curated record
AUGGCCCUUGGCCCAGGCCAGCAAACUCUGGCCGCGAGAGCCGUGAUCCUGCACCCUCGAGGCGUAAGCACCUCAGGCGAGCGCGGAGUUGAUGGGGUGCGGUCCGUGCGGCCAAGACCUUUGGUGUGUGACAGCUGGGCCGCCGUCGCACUUCCAGCUCAUGACCACGACAACCCCGACGAGAGAGACGACAGCGCUACGCACACCACCGUCCUCCCCCUGGCUGCUUUGUCUCGUGUGCCCCUAACCGUCGCUCGAAAUGACUAUGAUUGUUUCUACGCAUCAGUUUUCGAGGUCGAAAACCCGGCUUUGAAAUCUCUCCCGCUUGCUGUUCAGCAGAAGCAAAUUGUUGUCACUUGUAACUACGAAGCUCGGCGACGCGGGCUCCGGAAGCUCCAGCUCAUUAAAGAGGCGAAGAAGGUCUGCCCCGAUGUAGUAAUUGUGCUUGGCGAGGACCUGACCAGGUUCCGUGAUGCGUCGAAAGAAUUGCACUCUUUCCUAAGAAAAUGCGUGUGGAAUGACUUUGCAGAGAAAUUGGGGUUCGAUGAGGUUUUUCUUGAUGUCACCGCAAUGGUAGACUACAAUAUUCAAUUUUUGAAUUUCAAUAACCUCCAAUCUUCUUUUUUUCAGCUCGACAAGAAUGACCCAACCGUGGGAUUCGCGUUUGAUGCUUCCAUGUUUUGUGGGCCUACCUAUCCUACUGAGAAGUCAUCUAUUUUGAGUCGUCAAAAACUGGCAGGGCAACUGGUGCUCUCAGAUUCAUUAGACAUACGGCUGAUAUUAGGCUCACAUCUUGCAAAUUAUCUACGACAUCAGCUGGAAGAGCACACCCGUUACAGUGCCACAGUUGGUGUUUCCACAUCAAAGUUGUUGGCUAAAUUAGUUGGAAAUGUAAACAAACCCCGAAGCCAGACCACACUGAUACCCCCAUAUUUGACAGAGGAUUGUGAGCAAAAUAACAUCCUGAAGUUUCUUGAUCCACAUGAAAUUGGAAAAAUUCCUGGAAUUGGAUUCAAAAUGGCAAGUCGUAUUAGAGCUCAUAUACUAGGCCGGCAAUCUAAAUCUGGAAUAUACCAAGAACUGAGUGCCAGUGAUAAAGUCACUGUUGGAGAUGUACGUUUAUUCCCAGGUAUGGGACCGCCAAAGCUAGAUCAUAUUUUAGAAGGCGGUGGGUGGCCAAAGGAUAUUGGCACCAGAGUUUGGUAUUUGCUUAAUGGGGUUGAGGAUACAGCAGUGGCGCAGGGUAGAAAUAUUCCUUCUCAGAUCAGCAUCGAGGAUUCUUAUGCGCAACUUGAUUCCAUACAAGCUGUCCAAAAGGCGGUAACUCUACUCGCCCACAGCCUCCUUCGCCGCAUGCAUGCAGAUCUGACAGAGGAAGAUGGCUCAGAAGAUGAUCGUAUGCGCUUAGAAACUACAGAAACGGCAACCAAAAAGAAAAAAAAGUGGCUAGCACAGCCACGCACGCUGCGUCUUUCUACUCGCGCACGUCCUGUGGCAUCUUUAAAUGGAAGUCAAUCCUUCCAAGGCAACAGAAUAUCUAAGUCAUGUCCAAUGCCCCAGUUUAUUUUUUCCUUCACGGAAAAUGCACAGACACUGUCUCAGCGUCUCGUGGAGGAUACGAUUAUACCUCUUUUUCGAAGGCUCCACCCGGAUAAAUCUGGGUAUAAGCUCAGCCUCAUCAACAUUGCGGUAACGAAUAUGCUUGAAUGUGCUGGCACUGACAAGGGCAGCAUAGGCCAAGACAUUGGGAAGCUGUUUCGAAGCCGAGAGAAUGAGGCAACGCCGCGUUCAUGGCCUGGAAGCGCGAAUGAGGACCGAGCGCCGAAGCCGGAUGGUCUGGGCAUCGACAACCUUGGUAGGCCGGGUUUGCCACUGGAUGACCACAAUCACCGUCGACCACAUCACGUAUCCACGCCGAUUAUGGAUGCUGCGAAUCCCAACCAGCACGGCGAAUCUGAGUGGGCGAGCGACGAGGACAUCGGUAGCAACGACUCAGCCACUCCAUGUGACGAGUGCCCGAAAUGCGGUGCGCUUGUACCUUGCUUUGCGGCCCAUGCCCAUGCCAUAUACCACUCAGUACAGCAAAAAGAAUAA